This is a messenger RNA of Alligator mississippiensis (American alligator), 9182 nucleotides long. It is a transcript of the gene ARFGEF2, whose product is annotated as ADP ribosylation factor guanine nucleotide exchange factor 2. Bases 130 to 5505 code for a protein of 1791 amino acids. Gene Ontology annotation, biological process: regulation of ARF protein signal transduction. The record is from RefSeq and is a predicted model, not a curated record. Gene Ontology annotation, molecular function: guanyl-nucleotide exchange factor activity. The transcript has 39 exons. Lineage: Eukaryota; Metazoa; Chordata; Crocodylia; Alligatoridae.
GUGACGGCUCCAAUAUGGCGGCGCCGUGUCCCUGGAGCUGCGGCCGCUGCUGAGGGAGCCGCGUCUCUUCCGGAUCAUGGGCCGUAGCCUGUGAGCGCGGCGUCGCCCGUUCCGCGGGGGGCGGCGGCCAUGCAGCCCCCGGCGCGGGAGCAGGACACGCGCACCAAGAGCAUGUUCGUGUCCCGGGCGCUGGAGAAGAUCCUGGCCGAGAAGGAGGCGAAGCGGCCGCCGCACGGGCAGCUGCGGAGAGCCUGCCAGGUGGCGCUGGAUGAAAUAAAAGCAGAGCUAGAAAAGCCAAGACAAGGCACUGCUGCCCCACCAAAAGCAAACUUCAUUGAAGCAGAUAAAUAUUUUCUUCCAUUUGAGCUGGCCUGUCAGUCAAAGUCCCCACGUAUUGUCAGUACCUCACUGGACUGCUUACAGAAACUCAUUGCUUAUGGGCAUAUCACUGGCAAUGCUCCAGAUAGUGGAGCUCCUGGAAAACGCCUCAUUGACCGGAUAGUGGAAACCAUUUGCAAUUGCUUUCAGGGACCUCAAACAGAUGAGGGAGUUCAAUUGCAAAUAAUAAAGGCUCUGCUUACUGCUGUAACUUCUCCAUAUAUAGAAAUUCAUGAAGGAACAAUCCUUCAGACUGUUAGAACCUGUUACAACAUCUAUCUGGCCAGUAAAAAUCUCAUUAAUCAGACUACUGCCAAGGCUACCCUUACUCAGAUGUUGAACGUUAUUUUCACACGGAUGGAAAAUCAGGCUAUACAAGAAGCCAGAGAAUUAGAAAAAACAAAUCAACAAAAAUCCCAAUCUCCUGUGAUUCAAACUGUAGCAGAGUCUCCAAAGAUUAGUAGACUAAAGCACAACCAACAGGAAAUGAUGCCUUCAACCCCUGCAAAAGGAGAUUUAACUAAUGGGGAGCCUGAGAGUACAGAAAAUGGAGACCAGAAGCCAGAGAAACAUCAGACUUCUUCAGUUUCUGAAGAAACAACUGAAGGGGGACAGGAAAUGAUUAAAGACAUCUUGGAGGAUGUGGUCACAUCAGCUGUUAAAGUGUCUGAGGAGAAGCACGUAUCUGAAACAGUCAGGGCCUCAUCAGAAUCAGAAGCUGUGGAUCUUGCCCAUUCUGGUUGUAGCAAUGAAAAUGUACAAACAAAUGGAAUUCCAGAUGACAGACAAUCUGUUUCCUCUACAGAUAACUUGGAAACAGAUGUACCUGGACCUCAAGCAGCUGCCAAAUUCUCCCAUAUCCUGCAAAAAGAUGCCUUCCUUGUGUUCCGGUCACUGUGCAAGCUUUCAAUGAAACCCCUUGGUGAUGGACCACCAGAUCCCAAGUCCCAUGAGUUGCGUUCUAAAAUUGUGUCCCUUCAGCUGCUUCUCUCAGUAUUACAGAAUGCUGGUCCAGUUUUCAGGACACAUGAAAUGUUCAUCAAUGCAAUCAAGCAGUACCUCUGUGUAGCAUUAUCGAAAAAUGGAGUCUCUUCUGUACCUGAUGUAUUUGAGCUGUCUCUUGCCAUUUUUCUCACCCUGCUUUCAAACUUUAAAACCCAUUUAAAAAUGCAAAUUGAGGUUUUUUUCAAAGAGAUCUUUCUGAAUAUAUUGGAGACCUCCUCGAGUUCUUUUGAGCACAAAUGGAUGGUGAUUCAAACCUUGACUAGAAUUUGUGCAGAUGCCCAGUGUGUGGUGGAUAUUUAUGUUAACUAUGACUGUGAUUUAAAUGCUGCUAAUAUUUUUGAGCGCCUUGUAAACGACUUGUCUAAAAUUGCUCAGGGACGGAGUGGACAAGAGUUGGGAAUGACACCUCUGCAGGAACUAAGUCUGCGGAAGAAAGGUCUGGAAUGUUUGGUUUCAAUCUUAAAGUGCAUGGUAGAAUGGAGCAAAGACCUUUAUGUGAAUCCCAACCAUCAAGCCAGUCUUGGUUCAGAUAAACCUUCAGAGCAGGAAAUGGGUGAAGGAAAAUGUCUGGAAAGUGGAGGCAGAAGGAGCAGUGUAAGUUCCUUAGAGUCAACAGUGUCAUCGGGCAUUGGAAGUGUUGGCACCCAGACUUCUGUCCCAGAUGAUCCUGAGCAAUUUGAAGUCAUCAAGCAACAGAAGGAGAUAAUUGAACAUGGGAUAGAAUUAUUUAAUAAAAAGCCAAAGAGAGGAAUACAAUACCUGCAGGAACAGGGAAUGCUUGGCACUACAACAGAGGAAAUUGCACAAUUUCUCCAUCAAGAAGAACGCCUGUGUUUUACUCAAGUGGGUGAAUUUCUAGGGGAGAAUAACAAGUUUAACAAGGAGGUGAUGUACGCCUAUGUAGACCAGCUUGAUUUCUGUGGGAAAGACUUUGUCUCUGCUCUACGGAUAUUUCUGGAAGGUUUCCGAUUGCCAGGUGAAGCCCAGAAGAUUGAUAGACUAAUGGAGAAGUUUGCAGCUAGAUACAUUGAAUGCAACCAACGGCAAACCUUGUUUGCUAGUGCUGACACCGCCUAUGUUUUAGCAUAUUCUAUUAUAAUGCUGACAACGGACUUGCACAGUCCUCAGGUAAAGAAUAAAAUGACAAAAGAGCAAUAUAUUAAAAUGAAUCGCGGAAUCAAUGAUAGUAAAGACCUGCCAGAGGAAUAUCUGUCCACCAUUUAUGAGGAAAUAGAGGGAAAGAAAAUUGCAAUGAAAGAUACAAAGGAGUAUGCAGUUUCUACCAAGAGUAAGCCAAAUGUAGCCAAUGAGAAGCAGCGACGGUUAUUGUACAACCUGGAGAUGGAGCAAAUGGCUAAAACAGCUAAAGCCCUCAUGGAGGCAGUAAGCCACGCCAAGUCUCCUUUUACAAGUGCCACUCACCUGGAGCAUGUCCGGCCCAUGUUCAAACUUGUGUGGACUCCAUUAUUGGCAGCUUAUAGCGUUGGUCUUCAGAACUGCGAUGACACAGAAGUUGCAUCUCUCUGUUUGGAAGGAAUACGAUGUGCAAUCAGAAUAGCCUGCAUUUUUGGCAUGCAGCUUGAACGAGAUGCUUAUGUACAGGCCCUUGCUCGCUUUUCACUGUUGACUGCCAGUUCCAGCAUUACAGAAAUGAAACAGAAAAACAUAGACACCAUUAAAACACUUAUUACAGUGGCUCAUACAGAUGGCAACUACCUUGGGAAUUCCUGGCAUGAGAUCUUGAAAUGCAUCAGCCAGUUGGAACUAGCACAACUUAUAGGAACUGGGGUUAAAACACGAUACUUAUCUGGCUCUGGGCGUGAAAGAGAAGGCAGCAUUAAAAGCUAUACAUCUGGAAGUGAAGAAUUCAUGAGCCUGGGACUAGGUAACCUUGUUGGUGGUGGAGUUGAUAAAAGGCAAAUGGCCAGCAUUCAAGAAUCUGUAGGAGAGACUAGCUCACAAAGUGUGGUGGUGGCAGUGGACAGAAUAUUUACAGGAUCAACCAGGCUGGAUGGCAAUGCAAUAGUUGACUUUGUCCGAUGGUUGUGUGCUGUUUCCAUGGAUGAGCUGGCUUCCCCCCACCACCCACGCAUGUUCAGUCUACAAAAGAUAGUGGAGAUUUCAUAUUACAACAUGAAUCGCAUUAGGCUGCAGUGGUCAAGGAUAUGGCAAGUGAUCGGAGAUCAUUUCAAUAAGGUUGGCUGCAACCCUAAUGAAGAUGUGGCCAUCUUUGCAGUUGACUCAUUAAGGCAGCUGUCAAUGAAGUUCCUUGAGAAGGGAGAGUUGGCCAACUUCCGUUUCCAGAAGGACUUUUUGAGGCCUUUUGAGCAUAUUAUGAAGAAAAACAGAUCUCCAACUAUUCGUGACAUGGUAAUACGCUGCAUUGCUCAGAUGGUCAACUCGCAGGCUGGGAACAUUCGCUCAGGCUGGAAGAAUAUCUUUGCAGUAUUUCACCAAGCGGCUUCAGACCAUGAUGGGAAUAUCGUGGAGUUGGCUUUUCAAACUACAGCACACAUAGUUACAAAUAUUUUCCAGCAACAUUUUCCAGCAGCAAUAGAUUCAUUUCAGGAUGCGGUAAAAUGUUUAUCUGAAUUUGCCUGUAAUGUAGCAUUUCCUGACACUAGCAUGGAAGCCAUCAGACUUAUUCGUUAUUGUGCUAAAUAUGUUUCAGAAAGACCACAGGUAUUAAGAGAAUACACAAGUGAUGACAUGAAUGUUGCUCCUGGAGACAGGGUCUGGGUCAGAGGAUGGUUCCCUAUCUUAUUUGAACUAUCUUGCAUCAUUAAUAGAUGUAAAUUAGAUGUUCGGACAAGAGGUCUGACUGUGAUGUUUGAAAUAAUGAAGAGCUACGGGCAUACCUUUGAAAAACACUGGUGGCAAGAUCUCUUCCGAAUUGUAUUUAGGAUUUUUGACAAUAUGAAACUCCCUGAACAACAAACUGAGAAAUCUGAAUGGAUGACAACUACAUGUAACCAUGCACUUUACGCAAUCUGUGAUGUAUUUACACAGUUCUAUGAAGCUUUAAAUGAGAUCCUUCUUCCUGAUAUAUUUGCACAGUUACACUGGUGUGUAAAACAAGAUAAUGAACAGCUGGCUCGAUCAGGUACCAAUUGUCUAGAAAACUUGGUAAUACUAAAUGGAGAAAAAUUCAGUCCUGAAGUUUGGGACCAAACAUGCAAUUGUAUGCUGGAAAUCUUCAAAACCACCAUUCCUCAUGUCCUGCUUACGUGGAGACCAGCAGGAAUGGAUGAUGAUGUUUCUGAAAAGCAUUUGGAUGUUGACUUAGAUCGCCAGUCUCUGAGCAGCGUGGACAAAAAUGCUUCAGAAAGGGGACAGAGUCAGUUUUCAAAUCCAACAGAUGAGAGCUGGAAAGGUGGUCCUUAUGCAAACCAGAAACUAUUUGCCAACCUCCUUAUUAAGUGUGUGGUGCAGCUGGAACUGAUACAGACCAUUGAUAGUAUAGUAUUUUAUCCAGCAACUAGCAAGAAGGAAGAUGCUGAGCACAUGGCUGCAGCUCAGAGAGAUGCCCUGGAUGCAGAUAUCCACAUUGACACAGAAGACCAAGGAAUGUAUAAGUACAUGUCUUCACAUCACCUCUUUAAAUUAUUGGAUUGUUUGCAAGAGUCUCAUUCAUUUUCCAAAGCCUUUAAUUCCAAUUAUGAACAGCGAACUGUCUUAUGGAGAGCAGGGUUCAAGGGUAAGUCAAAACCCAAUCUUUUAAAACAAGAGACCAGCAGCUUGGCUUGUUGCUUGAGAAUCCUCUUCCGAAUGUAUGUUGACGAAAACCGUAGAGACUCCUGGGAUGCGAUACAACACCGACUUCUAAAUGUGUGCAGUGAAGCAUUAGCCUAUUUUAUCACGGUGAAUUCAGAAAGCCACAGAGAGGCCUGGACCAAUCUCCUAUUGUUGCUGUUAACAAAAACACUAAAAAUCAGUGAUGAAAAGUUUAAAGCGCAUGCUUCAACGUAUUACCCAUACCUAUGUGAAAUCAUGCAGUUUGACCUGAUUCCUGAGCUCCGAGUUGUGCUACGGAAGUUCUUCCUGCGAAUAGGUGUAGUGUUCAAAAUCUGGAUGCCGGAGGAGCAGUUACGGACAACUGGGACCCCCUUACCUUCAUGGUAGCCUCAAGUAAAACUGGUCACUGCUGCUUACUCGCAAUGCUUCAGCUAUGGUACGUUCAAGGAAUGGAUUCAAAAGGAGAAAAAUGAUUGGUACCUCUCGGCAAGCCAAACUGAUCAGGAAGCCAUUUUAUUUUCUCUCUCUCUUUCCCUUUCUCUCUUUUUUUUAAACAGAUUUGUUUUGCCCACCCUGACAAAAAUGGCUAUCAGCAGUGUUCAUUUUCUUUCAUAUUGUUGCUUACAGUUAAUACAGUAGGUGUAUAAAGUCUGUUUGUUUCAAUGUUAGUCAUGCUUAUGAUCAAGUCUGUCUUUUUGAAUCUGUUAUUUCAAUUGUUCAGUCUUACACUUCCUAGCUAAUUUCAGUAAAUCUGCUGCAGACAGUUUCUUAGUGGAAAUUACUCCCCCUGGAAAUAUUGAAUAUAGUUGUAUAGGCUUGUGAUGUUAGCACGUGUUCAUAAUAAAAUAUAUAUUGCAGUGGCUAAUGACCACCGAAGAUCAUGCUGGACUUUUUUUUUUUUCCUGUGUGUACACAUGACUAGAACAGUUAGUGUUUUGUUGUCUGGCUGUAGAUGAUACCAGUUUGGAGAAAAUUUCCCCCCCACUCCUUUCCUCCCCCCCCUCCCCCCCCUCCAAUUAACAAGUUAUUUUUACAAUCAGUUUUGAAGCAGUGGUUCACCUUCCUACAAUUUGGUUUUUAUGGAAGGUUUGUUUUGCAUCAAGAAUACACAGUAAUACGUAUUUUAAUUCAGCUCGUGAACGUUUCGUAUUUGAAAGCACUGAGUUGGAAAGCACUUUAAACUUUCCAUUGACAUUUAUACAUUGUCUGAUCAUGGAAAGCGCACCUAAAAUAAGGUUACAUUCAAGAAUAGGAUUAUUUGAGGUUUGGGGUUUUUUUUCUUUAAAAUAAAAGUGCACACUGAACAAAUGAAAUGAAAAUGGUAUUGGUUUGUCAACCUUUUCCCUUCUGAAUAUAUAAUAUAUAUAUAUAUAUAUAUAUAUAUAGAUAUGUAUACAUUUAGUAGUACGGAUGUCUAUUUAGCCAGAAGUAAUCUAUCUUUAAUACAUAUCAGGAUAUGUCUAUUUUUACUGCAGAUCUGAGUAUUGGUUGUUUUUUUAAUGCCUCAUCUUCCAGGUUCUGUCAGUGUAUUUGUGGAAGAAAAGUAAAUUCUAGUUUCCACCAGGACUGCUGUAGUUUAAAUUUUAAAACAAGCAAAGUAUUAAGCACACAUGUACUGCAGUAUAGUUUCCAAUAUACUUUCUGUUUGGAAGCCACAAAAAAGAAGCCUGUGAUUAAACUUUGAAGUUUCAUUAGCCCUAGUGAUUUACAUUUUUGUAAGGCCAGAUUCUAGUGUUCUAGAUUUGUUAGCAAUUCCUGUGAUGCAGUAUCAGUUUUAGUUGAAGUACAACAGAAUCAAACCUUGUCCACAGUAUUAUCUCUAAUAAACAGUUUAGAGAUUCGACAGAAAUGGCUAGAUUGAAAGAUAGUAAAGGAUAUGUAUGGUGGUGAAGAGUCUGAUCCAUCUUUCCAAUAUGUUAUUAAUGAUGUCAGUUCAGUUUUUCUAGUGUAAUUAAUUUUCCCACAUUCACAUUUAAGGGAGUUCAUUUUUUGUGGGAUUUUUCAAACGGUGCUCUUCAGUUAAUUGAUUUUGUUGUGUUUAUACCGCAUGGGCUUUAUUAUGGCCAGAAGUACUCUAAGGUUUUCAUGUACCUUAUUUUCUUCUUUUAAAAAUUAUUUUUUCUACCAAAGAAAGUCAAUUGCAGAGUUGUUUUUUUUAUUACCUUUUUAAGUAUACAGUAGAUAAGAUAGAUAGAUAUAUAUAUACACACUACCUAUGUAGAAAGGAUCAUAUGGCUAUAGUUUACUCGGAAUACAGAUGAGUAAUUGCAUAUUAAUUGCUGCAUUUGAAAUUAUUAUACAUCCUUUUACACUGUACUGUAAAUUGUAUAGUCACUUAUUCCCUGGUACUGCGUCAUUUCAUCAACUCCAGUAAACGUCAGUUAUUUAUUCUUUCAUUUUGGAACUGUAACGGUGAAUUGAAAAUAUACUUUUUUUUCCUGCCCUAAACUUUAAAUAGAACGGUACAUUUUUCCUAUGUUUGAAUGUUUUAGCAUUUUAUUAAUGAAAUGUACAAUCCUAUCUCCUGUCAGAACAUAACUUUUUUAAGUUGCUCCUUCUGUUAGGCAGCAUAAGAGCAUUGCAAUUGUCUUCUGAUUUGUUCAGAUUUUACAGAUUUUUUUUUUUUUUUAACAACUGUUGCAUUCUAGGCUUUCUUUCAUUACAAAAUUGCGUUGAAGCACUUUUUUUGUUGUUUGCAUACAGGGUUUAUCCAGAUACUAAAACUGAGGAUCUUUCUUGAUGUUGGAGCAUCUUUAAGGCAGCCUUAAGUAUUCCUUUACUUAUUUAGGAAAGAGUUUUUUAUCAGUCUGUCAGCAAUUAAGAAAUUAAUCAUAUGACAUCAGAAUUAUAGAUUUAUGCUGUAUUGCAUGGAGAGCAGAAACAGUGUAACAGUCUUAUUCCUGCCUCCAAGACUUCUGAUGGUUGAUUGUAUAUACUAGAUCAAUAGAGAAUGGUGCAUCAGUAACUACACUGUUCAAAACACUUUUUUUACCAGCUGUUUGCUUCUCUGUACCUUUGGAAAGGCCAUAACCCAUGGGCAUCAUUAUAACAAAGCUGAGAAUGCUCUGUCAAAACUCCAAAAGUAAUCACUACUACACUGGCUUGGAUCUUGUGCCAGGUUCUGCUAGCAACGACUCCCACUGCUUGUGGUAAAGCUUCUCUUUGGCUUUAAUACGACUAUGUUUGAGAUUGGGGGUCCAUGUUAGCAUAUCCAGAAAAAGAUCUGGCACUUGUAUGCAGUAUAUGAACUCUAUUCAGGCAUUGCAUUUUAAAUGUGUACAAGCUAAUUAAGAUGUUAUGCAACAAAUUAUAGGUAAAUAUAAGUUCAUAACAGUAUAAAUGUGGAGGAUCUGCAUGUUCUUAUGAUUUUGUUUCUCCUUAAUGGGACUCUUUCAAGUGGGUGGGCAUGGGAAAAAUCUUUUUCAUUUGGUAAUUGGGAUAACCCUGAAAAAACCCUCUUCUUGUUUCUUUCACUUGUUCUGGUGCAAGAGCAUGUUAUGUUUUGACCCUUGGCUUUUUCUCAUUUCAAUUUCACUAAUUCUAUUUCUAUAAUAUCUAAAAUAUAGGCAGAAUAAGAGUCUGGAAUAGCUCCUAGGUAAAAUGUCUGUAAUUGUGUAAGCAAGCCAAAUGAUUUAAAAGAAUGGAAAAAGGAGGUAAAUUGUAUCCUUGGCCUGAAGUACAAGUGUGUUUUGGUUUUUUUUGUUGGUUUUUUUUUCCUUUUGUCAAAGGCACAGCUACCUUAACAUCUAUGAUCUCUUACAUUUUUUCUGCCACUUUAAGGAAAAUGUACUUUCUGUGCAAAAUGUAUGUCUUACCUAUUUAAAAUGCCUAAAUUAGUUGCUAGUUACUUUCAUAAAGAUCUCCUUAUUAAGUGCAUUUUAAUAUCAGUAAUUUAAUGAACAGCAUUCCUUGCCCAAUGGAUGUAUACAUUUUUUGAGAGAAUAGCAGAAUUAUUAUAUAAUAUGAAAAGCUAUGUAAAGUUUUCUACAUAAAAUUAUGUAUAAUACUGUUAUAAUAUUCCAUGCUUUAAUCGGGUGGUAAAUCAAUAAAAUUUUAAAGCUGAA